AUUAGGUGAUAAAUAAUAAACGUAACAAUCAAAGAUCUUCUGUGGAAACUCCCUUAACUUUAUAAAAAGUGAUGGAGAAAGAGAACAGCGACCAUGGCGGGAAUUAGAUUAUGAUGGCGGGAAAACCCACCACGACCCGUCUUAAAGUUUCUCUUUUGCAAUUUCGUCAUCCAUUCCGUUAAACGCUCCACUAUAUCUCUGUAUAUCAUCUUAUUGACUUCGAUUGCGUAGUCUUAUAGUAUAGCGUUCUCUACCUUCAAAUGGGCAAACGAAAGAAAUCCGCGGUUCAUGAAGAAAACAUAGAAGAAGAUGAACAAAAUCAAGAAAAUCUCGGUGAAUCUUCAUCCUCUUCGAAUGAUAAGAGCUUGUACGAGAUUCUUGGGGUGGAAAGGACAGCAUCCCAACAGGAAAUAAAGAAGGCAUAUCAUAAGCUGGCAUUACGUCUACACCCAGACAAGAAUCCUAACGACGAGGAUGCCAAAGAGAAAUUUCAACAACUGCAGAAAGUUAUAUCAAUACUUGGUGAUGAAGAAAAACGAGCACUUUAUGAUCAAACUGGCUGUGUUGAUGAUGCUGAACUUGCUGGUGAUGUGGUUCAAAACUUGAAGGACUUCUUCCGAUCUAUGUACAAAAAGGUUACAGAAGCUGAUAUUGAAGAGUUUGAAUCGAAUUACAGAGGAUCUGAUUCUGAGAAAAAUGAUUUGAUUGAUCUUUACAAGAAGUACAAAGGUCAUAUGAACAGGCUAUUCUGCUCCAUGCUAUGCUCAGAUCCUAAACUUGAUUCACAUCGAUUCAAAGAUAUAUUAGAUGAAGCAAUUUCAUCUGGAGACCUGAAGUUGACCAAAUCCUACCAGAAAUGGGCUAAGCAAGUCUCUGAAACAAAACCACCUACAGAUCCAUUGAGGCGAAGGGGGAAGUCAAAGAAAGAAUCGGAUGAUUUGUAUGCUAUAAUUUCACAGAGGCAAAGUGAGAGAAAAGGGCGUUUGGAUGCUAUGUUUUCGUCUCUGGUUGGUAAGUAUGGUGGAGGGGGAGAGUCUUCAGAGCCUACUGAAGAAGAGUUUGAAGCUGCAAGGGCUAACAGGAGUGGGGCGGCAUACAUGGCUUGCUACACACCGCCUCUGGCUCGUGUUAGGGGGCUUGCCACCAGAAGUCGCUAG
This is a messenger RNA of Lactuca saligna, 1157 nucleotides long. NCBI's taxonomy places the organism in Eukaryota, Viridiplantae, Streptophyta, Magnoliopsida, Asterales, Asteraceae. The record is from the annotation of a GenBank genome assembly.